This is a messenger RNA of Fukomys damarensis (Damara mole-rat), 2864 nucleotides long. RefSeq names its product brain enriched myelin associated protein 1 (gene Bcas1). Gene Ontology annotation, biological process: myelination. The transcript has 12 exons. The record is from RefSeq and is a predicted model, not a curated record. Lineage: Eukaryota; Metazoa; Chordata; Mammalia; Rodentia; Bathyergidae. The coding region runs from base 6 to 1901 and encodes 631 amino acids.
GAACGAUGGGUAACCAGAUGAGUGUUCCACAAAGAGUCCAAGAUGAAGAGCACGAAUGCAAAGCAGGCACUUACAAGGCGGCAUCGGACAGCGAGUGCAGCCAGAACGGGACGCCAGUGGUCAUAUCGGCGUGUACCGUCCAACACUGCAGUGAAGUCGAUCUGGGAAUAAGCAUCCAGAAGGAUAAUGUGGCCACUUCUUCCCCGAAGACAAUGGAGAUCGACACUGUGGCGGAUGCCAGUGGAAAGAAUCUGGGAAAAGAGGCCAAACCCGAGGCCCCAGCUGCUAAAUCUCGUUUCUUCUUGACACUCUCUCCGCUUGUACUAGGACGUACCGGAGACCAAGACACAGAUUCAUCCACUGCAGCAGCGAAGCUUGAUGUCAGCUCCAACACAGCCCUGGCGAACAAAGACCCAAGUGACAGCCCAGCCCUGCUUGGAGCAGCUGCACUGGGGCUGGCCACGGAUAAAAGCCCAGGGCUGAGCCCAGCCGGGGACCAGGCCCUCCCGGCCACCGGGGCGCAGGCUCCUCUCCCACCUGAGUCCGUGUGUGAGGCCGCCUCCAAGCGCAAGGAUUCCAGCUUUUUCGACAAAUUUUUCAAACUGGACAAGGGACGGGAAAAGGCAGAAGCUGAAGACCAGCAGGAAGCCAGGAAGGUGGAGCAUCCAGACACCAAGGCCGAGGAGGCCCCGAGAUUGUCCCGGGUGUCCCGCGGGGUCCAGACAGGGGAGGAUAUAGUUGACAGCAAGGAAACAGAAGGACAAGAAAUUGAAACCUCAAACUGUUCUGUCCCUGGGGACCCAGAAGGGCUGGAGUCUGCGAGGGAGGACUCCCCAACAGCAGGUACCACAGAGAACAAUUCCGUCAUGAGUUUCUUCAAGACUCUGGUGUCACCUAACAAAGCUGAAACAAAAAGAGACCCAGAAGACACGGCAUCCAAAGCAGAAAGUGUCUGUGAUGGACAAGCUGGUCAGAAGACGUCAGAGACCCAGGGAAAAGGCAGCAAGAAAAAGCACCUGGAGAGCCCCAGGCUAGGACUCGCCUUUAGAAAACUCUUUAGACAUCAGGGUGCUGAGAAGUCACCCAGCACUGCGGGCAACCUCAAGUCAGACAAAGCCAGCUCUACUCCCCAGGACACCCCAGGGGGAACCCAGAGCCCCAAAGGCAGCCAGGCAGGUCAGGCAGCUCCAACAGCCACUGGGGCAGCAAAGGACAGCGGCAAGAAGACGGGACCCACCUCUCUGCCCCUGGGCAAACUCUUUUGGAAAAAGUCAGUUAAAGAGGAGUCAGUCCCCACAGGUGCAGAGGAGAACGUGGUGUGUGAGUCACCAGUAGAGACUGUGAAGUCUGAGGAAGUAGAGUCAACCUUGCAAACAGUGGAUCUCAGUGAAGACAGAGAUUCUCUGCCCGAACCCGCUGAAGUAAAACGCAAAAGAGAAGAAGGCAAGCCCCGGAGGAGCUCCCUGAUGACGUUUUUCAGACAAGUGUCAGUGAAAGGGGACGGAGGGAUCGCACACUCCGAAGAAAUAAUGGGGAAAGACUCCAACAACCAAACAUCAAACUCCACGGAGAAGGCGCCCGCACCGAAGGCUACCACGCCACCAGGGCCAGAGCCCACGGGAGCAGCGCAGAGGGGAAAAGAAGCCUCCGCCAAGGACAAGAAGUCAGCAGAGGUGAACAAGCAGAAAAACAAGCAGCAAGCCAAAGAGCCUGGCCAGAGUGUGGAGCAGGCCGCAGCGGAGCCCAGCGCACUGCAGAGUGGGGACAAGGCCCAGAAGAGAGCCGAGAGGCGGCGGCAGUCCCUUGGGGGCUUCCUCAAGGGCCUGGGACCAAAGCGGAUGUCAGACGCUCAAGUGCAAACAGACCCCGUAUCCAUCGGGCCACCGGGAAAAUCCAAGUAAAGAAACCACAGGGUCCCGCCAGGCUCCGCCACAGAGCCUCUCCCCCGCUGCAUCUCCUCCCAGACAUGCUAUGUAUAUAUUUUUUCUUCUCCUGCCCGUCCAAUGAAAUUCUGCCUGCACAUUAAGCCUGAGCUGUUGUAUAUUGAGGUGUAUUAUUUACAUCUCUGGUCCAGCCUUCUGGCAAGGCACUGUAAAGAUGGGUCAGCAAGUUAACUAGUGAGGCUGGGGGAGCUGAGCACUGCCCUGCAGGGCAGGGGGAGGUAGAGGGACGCGUUUGUGUUAAGUUGCAAAACACGGCAGAGACAAGUAAGUUGCAGAAGAACAAUAUCCGCGAGGAGAAGAAUUAAGCUUUGCAGCAGAUACUCGCUCAUCCUCUCAAUCUGAAGAGAGGAGAGGGAGCUGCUUACAUUUACACCUCAAGGCUGAGGCGCCAGGGCUCCGGAUUGGGCGGUUGCCAAUUUCCUGGAAUGGAAUGUGAGAGGUAAGAGAGAAGAAGGAUCCAGCAUUGGUUUUCUAAUGGGACCCUUGAAAGUUGUUGAUGAGAGAUAGGCGAUCGACUGCAUGGGGCUUGAAAUGAUUUGGGAAAACAGCUGCUUUUGGGGGCUCAAGGAGCCCUGGGGACAAGGACUACAAUAAAAUAAAAUAAAAUAAAUUAAGUUGCAAGUUUACUUUUGCAACACAAGGGGGCGCCAAGGUCUCCGUUUUUGUCCCGUACUCUGCAACCCUAACAAAGAUUUGGUCUCUGCGAUCUUACAUUAUUAAUGUUUUCUCAGAUGGCUGAGGGGCUGGCUUCAUCUGUUCCGUCUGACACUUAUCUCAAGUCUGUCUGUAAUUUCCUAAUGCUCUCAGGAUGUGCUCUGAUAAAACCUUCCCUAUAACCCCAGUUAAUAAAAAUUUACAGAAUAUUAUUCAAACACCUGAGUUUUUUUUAAUCCUUGAACAGAGGCCCAAUUAAGACUGAGU